AUGACUUCGUCACCAUAUGAACAUAUCUAUUCGAACCAACAUCAGAAUAAGGACUUUGAGGUCAGAAAAGAAAGUAGCCUGUUAUCAAAAUGCUGUUUUUGUGUACCUCUAGAGACUGGUUGCUUUGUACUUGGGUAUACUAGCUUGAUUCUAAACUUCAUAAUAUCCAUGUUCUUCUUUGGAACUCUGGCUUUCUUAGCUAUUUACACCCAUGGUUUUCAAUACCUCCGUACCAAAGCCACAGAAGAUGGUGAGAGAGUUCCUGAUAUGGACUCCAUGGAUAGUAACAAGUUGAUGCAGAUUAUCAUAAUAACUGUUUUGGAUGGAAGCUUAAAUCUGGCCUGGUUUGCCAUGUGUAUCGUUCUUCUUGUUGGUUUGCAUAAGAAACAACCAGGCCAUAUUAAGUUACAAGUGUCAAUUGCUGCUCUCCGCAUACUUUUAUCGAUAAUUGGCGUGGCUUUGUAUACUGGGCACACCACUAACUCAUCAGUAUUUUGCACAGCAGAGAUUUUGCUCUCAGUAUUCUUCAUUCUGCUGUACUACAGUUACGCGAAACAAUUGAAGCAAGAACAACUAUCUGAUGACCCUAAAUCUUUGUCAGAAAUUGUGUCCGAAGUUAUUUUGAAAUAUCCACAAAAUAUUGACACCUUUACUUUGCCUGAGAAGAAGGAAAAGUACUAA
Spodoptera littoralis (African cotton leafworm) is the source of this 681-nucleotide messenger RNA. The record is from the annotation of a GenBank genome assembly. NCBI's taxonomy places the organism in Eukaryota, Metazoa, Arthropoda, Insecta, Lepidoptera, Noctuidae.